Molecule: messenger RNA, 4696 nt
Organism: Polyodon spathula (Mississippi paddlefish)
Lineage: Eukaryota; Metazoa; Chordata; Actinopteri; Acipenseriformes; Polyodontidae
Product: MAPK/MAK/MRK overlapping kinase-like
Exons: 12
Coding region: 312-1673 (453 amino acids)
Biological process (GO): intracellular signal transduction; protein phosphorylation
Cellular component (GO): nucleus; cytoplasm
Molecular function (GO): ATP binding; protein serine/threonine kinase activity
Source: RefSeq, a predicted model, not a curated record
CGUCAUCGCUGCCUGGUGCCCGAGGGCGUGUGUUUACUCUGGUACAGAGCAGCUCUCCAGCAGUACAGUGAAACGAUCCCAUUUCUGUUAGAGCGCACAAUAUCGCCUGAAUCCCAUACGCGUUCAACUGUCUGUUUUUAACUAAUAUUAAAACGCAGUUCAUUUAAUUGUGGGUAUUCUGAAGAAACGAAGAGUCCAUUUAAAACGUGGAAUAUAAGAGAAAUGAACGACGCCCAUAACCAGAAUUCGGAAAAUUAAUAUUAAUAAUUAUAAAAUAUAUCUUUUUUUUUUUUUUUUUUUUUUUUUUAAUCAUGGCUGACCUUGUGGAUUUGAUGAAGUAUGGACAUUAUCCCGAAAAACUCCGACGCAUGCAAAACAAAGAAUUUACUAAUCUAACCAAUAUUCUCCGGAACAGAGAAUACAGAAUAAUCGGUAAAAUCGGCGAAGGCACGUUUUCCGAAGUGGUCAAGGCGCAGAGUCUCCAAGACGGGGGUUAUUACGCGUGCAAAAAGAUGAAGCAGCGCUUUGAGAGCACAGAGCAAGUGAACAACCUGCGUGAAAUCCAAGCCAUGAGGAGACUGAGCCCUCAUCCUAAUAUCCUCCAGCUGCAGGAGGUGCUUCACGAUAGAAAGACGGGCUCCCUCUCUCUAAUAUGCGAGCUCAUGGAGAUGAACGUCUAUGAGUUAAUACGAGGACGAAGGGAUCCUUUACCUGAAAAUAAAAUAAAGAGUUAUAUGUACCAGCUGUGUAAGUCUCUGGAUCACAUGCACAGAAACGGAAUCUUUCACCGAGACGUGAAGCCAGAAAACAUCUUGAUCAGGAGAGACGUGCUGAAGCUGGCUGAUUUCGGCUCCUGCAGGAGUGUGUACUCGAAGCCUCCAUACACAGAGUACAUUUCCACCCGCUGGUACCGCGCUCCUGAGUGCCUCCUUACAGAUGGGCAUUACAGCUACAAAAUGGACAUCUGGAGCGCUGGUUGCGUCUUCUUUGAGAUCGUCAGCCUAAAUCCACUUUUUCCUGGGUCCAAUGAGCUAGAUCAGAUUUCCAGGAUCCAUGAUGUCCUUGGCACUCCUGAUGGUGCUGUUUUAAGGAAGUUUAAGCAGUCCAGAGCAAUGCGCUUUGACUUCCCUCCAAAGAAAGGCUCUGGGAUCUCCCGUCUGAUUCCCCGCAGCAGCUCCGAGAGCCUGUCGCUGAUGUACGAGAUGCUGCAGUACGAGCCGGAGGAGAGGACCAGCAGCAAGGCAGCGCUGCAGCACCCUUACUUCAAAGAGCUCAGGGUGGCAGAGAAACAAGCUGCCACACUGCGGCGUGCGAUCGGAGCCGUGCAGCAGGGUGAGAACAGCGGGACCCCAAACUCAAUAGAUAACCUCUGGAGAAUUGCACGGCAAGGAAGAAAACCGCAUCAUAUAAGAUAUGUGCAGGAGCCUCUGGUGAGACGUCAUGGUCCUCCUUAUCCGCUGGAAUUGCCAAAGUUAAACGUAGCUGCACCGAAGAUCCCCACAUACCCCAUGUCCUCGCUGACGUCAGUCCUGUCACAGAACGUAACUCUCCCAGUGCUGCAGCCAACAAAAUCCAAUGCAAAAAUCAGCAAGCCUAGCAAAGAGCAGCCACUUAAACCUUGUUUGAAAACUUACCACAUCCCACCACUGGAAAGAAAAGGUGGGGACUUGUGAAACUCACGUGACUCAGUCGUUGCAUGCCAGACUUCCUGCGAGGAUAGAAGGUGGUGCUGUCAAGUGAUCAAAUGGAAAGAGGCUCUUGUACUGCCAGGCAUGCUGUACACUGGACAGCUCUUGUGCCUUCUCUCAUUGACAAUGGUCACAUGAAGCAGAGUCAGGGAGGUGGACUGUAAGGCAGCACCUGAUCCUGGCAGUGGAGGACAGUGUACCAAACUGCAUUGUAUUAGGGUAUUUUAAUGCACUAAUAUAUAUAAAGAAUCUGUUUCUACAAGUGUUCUGAACUGUGUGCUCCUACCGUUGAGAAAACAACCACCCACACCCUACCUCCAACUUGUACUGGCAUGUACAGCUGAAAGGAAGUUGGCAGUGUGCAGUGUUACCCCUUCUGCAACUGCCAGCAUUCAGUCACACAACGGCUUCGCUACAUACACAAGCCGUUUCGAAUGUAAUCACUAUUUUUAUACUUGGUUUAUGUUUGUUACUAAGCAGAUAAAUUGUGUGUGUGCGUAUCCCCUGGAUACAAUGGCAGCAUUUACCAAUAAUUAAACAAACCAAGUGGAAGUACAUUGUUAUUAGUAUUUUCUCUAUAAUGACACUUCUGGUCAUCAAUAAACUGGCACAUACCAAACAUGCAUAAAACAAAAACUAUCGGACACCGAUGUUAAGCAAUACGCCACCAGAAAACAAAGGGUUACACUUUUAUGAAAUGAAUGUAUGUUUUUAAUCAUAUUUGUAAAUAUGAUCUUUUCAGGAGCACAGCUGGCUUGGCAUUAUUUGAACGUGAUAUUUUAUAUAUAUUACACAUACACACUAUACAGAGAGUUUGCUGUUAUGAGCUGCACUGAAAACAAUGGGCAGUGUUUAGUAUAUUAAUAGAGUUGCUGCAUUAAACAGACACUUGCUAUAAAUAAACAUGAUCUAUUACCUAUGCCAAGUCUCUGUAUAAGAACCCCCCCUCAAUCAGAACUGUAAUAGCAAGAUCAAAAAACCUACACAAGAAAGGUUUCAGGUUUUUUUUGUUGUUUCUUCAAACUGUUUAUAAAACAUUUUGUACUUACAAGUUUUCAUUGUAGUAAGUAUCAGCAUUUGUUGAGCAUUAUAUAAGCGUGUUUUCAAAUACAAUAAAAGCUUCUUAGAAUAUUUCAAGCUGUUUUUGCACCAAAAUAAAUAACACGCAGUAGAAUAAAAUCUGAACCCUCGCUCUCAGUGAAAGUGACUUGCAGGGACGACAGGGAUGUUAGAUUCCUUUUAAUUUCCAAUACGUUCAAACUGGAACAUAAAGGACUUUCUGUAAGCACUCGAAACAGCAACGACGAGAACCCCUAAAUCAAAGUGCUGUUGCUUAAGAAUGCUUCGCAACAUGAAUGCGUAUGAGAUUAAAUGUGUACGUGAAAAAGACCGAACACGUCCUGAAUACAUGACCUCACACUGCACACAACCUUCUGUGUACAGCACUACAGCUGACCUCCAGCUUGCAUGCAUUUCUUCAACAAAGGUGAAAUGUUUAACAGCUCUAAACUAUUAAAACCCUAACAGAUGAACAUAAUGCUUUUCCACUGGGGUAAAGUAGGAAUUUCCCAGCUUUACCACCAGGAGGUGCACAGCGUACAGUUAAACUCUCCGAUAAUCUCCUGGAACUCUGAUGCAACACGGAAUCAAGAUGCCAACCUGCAACCGGUUGAGAAGAGACAUGCUGGACAGAUUGUGUGACUAAGCCACCUCUAUUUAAAAGUUUACACAGCGAAACAUAUAAAGUGAAACUGUAUCCGUAACAAGGUUACAGCUCCAGUAAUGCAUACUAAAAUUCUGAAGGUACAGUACAUAUAUAUAUAUUUAACCCUUUCAUUUUAUUUGGGGGGGGUGGGGAUCAAGCGCUCCUUUUCAGGAACAUCAGGUGCUAAAAGGGUUAAUGAAAUGAGUAAAACUUUAUAGAAGUGAAUACAAGUCUUAAUAGAAAUGGAAACACAGUUACAUGGCUCUGCUGAUAGAAAACCCCAGAGACAAAUACAUCCCUCUGAGCUGCAGCACUGUUAAAACCAAUUAAAAAAAAACAAUGAUCCAGUGCAGUCCAUUAAACGAAUGUGUUCCCUAAACAGGCAUUUCCCUAGACAGUCUUGUCUGUUCUCUGACGACACUCUUUAUAUAAAGCUCCAUAGAUUGAAAGAGACUUUUCACACAGCAUGUUCACAUUAACAGUGAGGGCAUCAGACCGCAAGCCCUGCUCAACCUUGCACUGAAAUAUUCUCCAGCUUCAUCGGUCCCUAGUGGCUGCUAUUUCAAUUUACACAGAACAGCAACGUUUAGAAAAAGUUGGUCUUUUAUUAAAUCUUUAAGUCUAAAUAGACUUUCCUGAGCUUCAAAUAUUUGCCAAGUUUGAGCAUUAUUCUACCUAACAGCUGUAUAUAGUGGAACAAUAAGGACACAUUUAGCUUCAACUUGGAGAUAAUAGCAUUCGAUACAGAUAUCUCCUACACCAAACAUCUAAUUCAAAAAUAGAGAUCGGAAAUGUUUUUUUUUUUUUUUGUACAACAGAAAAGAAAACAAAAACCUGCAUAUUCAAGAUUGUUUUAAUAUUAUUAAUAAUAUGUAGAAUUGCUUCUGCAUUAGAAAUCUCACUAUUCUUUCUUUAUAAUGAAGAUGCACUUCAGCUAGUGUAAUGAUCAUUUGUUUGCCCCAUCAAAUCACUGAAUUACAAUAUUUAUACAUAUAAUACAGAGCCGAUUGUAAUGUGAAACAAUAUUAAAAUAAAUGCUCAAGAGAUACAAAGGAAUUCUUUCUUUUCUCCGAGUCCUAGCUUUUCGGGAGUGCUUGCACAACCCACAUUUUUAAAGCUGUUCUCCUCUAACAUUAAACUAUUAAGUGCAAACAAAUUUUCUUUUUAAAAAACUAUGAUUGCAGCAUCCAACCUUGAGUCACAAUUGUUAAGCUAGAAAGUAAUGACUUUCGAUCCCUGACCAGUGCAUCCAGGCUGUCUUCUAACACACACACACAUUAUAUAUAUAUAUAUAUAUAUAUAU